AUGCCAUUCUUUUCCAAAGGUGAAGAAGUUGACAUAGCACCAGAUAAAUCCGCCCGCGUCAAAUGUUGGGACAAACGUGACCGCUUUUUCCAAUGUCUUUCCGAAAAUUACAUAGACAAUUCACUAGACCCCAAAGAAUUACCCAAAGUCAAUGAAAAAUGCGGUGAUAUCAAAAAGGAAUUCGAGAGGGAUUGUGUUAGUAGUUGGGUGAAAUAUUUUCAGGAGAAGAGAUAUAAUGAUUUAGUUAGACAGAGGUAUAUUGCUAAAUUAGAAAGUGAAGGUGCUCAACCAUUACCAUUCAAGAUUGAAAGUAUAAAGAAAUGA
This is a messenger RNA of Lodderomyces orthopsilosis Co 90-125, 324 nucleotides long. RefSeq lists its product as uncharacterized. The record is from RefSeq and is a predicted model, not a curated record. NCBI's taxonomy places the organism in Eukaryota, Fungi, Ascomycota, Pichiomycetes, Serinales, Debaryomycetaceae. Gene Ontology annotation, cellular component: mitochondrion; respiratory chain complex IV; mitochondrial intermembrane space. Gene Ontology annotation, biological process: mitochondrial respiratory chain complex IV assembly. The coding region runs from base 1 to 324 and encodes 107 amino acids. The transcript has a single exon.